This is a messenger RNA of Funneliformis geosporum, 624 nucleotides long. The record is from the annotation of a GenBank genome assembly. NCBI's taxonomy places the organism in Eukaryota, Fungi, Glomeromycota, Glomeromycetes, Glomerales, Glomeraceae.
AUGUCUGUAGCUUUGAAUCCCGCAAAUAUAUCUCUACAACAGCUUUAUAACGAACAAUAUAUUGAUCAAGGAAAUAUAAUGUUUUACAAUGGAACCUACAAAAAUCUAGAAUUUACGCAAGAAAAAGAAGAAAAAGAGGAAGCGGAAAACUAUAAAAAAACUAAAUAUGGACCUAAGAAGCUUCUUGUUCCAUUUUCUUAUGUGUGUGAGGGAUUAGUAGAUGAUAAGGAAGUUAUCAUUGCUUUCGUGGAUCAAUUAGAAGUUGACUUACCGGCUGAAUUUGAGGGCUUCUCAAUUACACUUGGAGCUUUAUUUCAAAAUAAUGCAGAAACCAAUAAGACAUUUUAUAUUAACUGCAAAGCAUGGAGUGGGAAAAGAGGAAGGUUUGCAUUGAGAGUUAUCGGUAUUGAUGGACAAGCAUUUAGCGAAUGUGGAGACUCAGGUGCGCCAGUAUUUGACGAUGAUGGUACAUUAUGGAUUAUUAAACGGGUAACUUUUGUGGUCCCUAUUCAUUUGAUUUUGGACGAUGUUAUGUUAAAAAAAAAAUUUAAUGAUGUGGUAUUUACUCUAAGAGAAGAUGAACUGGAGAAAUCUUCUCAGAAAGAUACGAAGGAUUUAUUUUAA